This is a messenger RNA of Phlebotomus papatasi, 835 nucleotides long. RefSeq names its product UPF0598 protein CG30010. The record is from RefSeq and is a predicted model, not a curated record. Bases 43 to 711 code for a protein of 222 amino acids. NCBI's taxonomy places the organism in Eukaryota, Metazoa, Arthropoda, Insecta, Diptera, Psychodidae. The transcript is spliced from 2 exons.
UCAGGUGUACUAAAAAAAAUUAGAAUUACAAAGUGUUGCCAUAUGCAAUGUACCAAAAAAAAACAGCUGUUUCUAACCUCAAAGUUUACUGUUGCGAUGCUGGGAAGAAUUUUUCGAGUGAAAAACAAUCACCAAAUAAUCCGUAAAUAUGCGUCCUAUGUACAAGGGCAAUCCCCAGAGAAGGGUAUCCGUGAAUAUUUCUACUUCAUAGACCAUGAAGGAAGACUCUAUUUGGAUGAUGCCAGGAUGAAGAAUUUCACAUCUUGUUUCAAAGACAGGAAGUUUCUGCAUUUCUUCUUCACACGAGUGAAAUUCAAUGACUUUCCUCGGUACACAGACACUUUUCCGUACUUGUCACCAUGCGGUAGAGAACGCAAUUUCAUCCGCUGUGAUGAUCUCCCAAUUGUUUACACCCACACAAUGGACGAUGGGAUGAAGCUAUCAUUCAAUCAUGCUGGAGAUCUACUCACAGUCCCCUUUCAGCCAGACAAAAUCUUCAUGUCACCUGCCUCAGGGAGAGUAUAUCAUCCGGCAGCUGAGAGAUAUGGUUCUAUCGGUUUAAUUAGAUCAAAAUUGGCCAUUGAGUUCAGCAAGUAUUUUGACUUUCUGGAAGGCGAAUCCCAACCGCCGACACAUUUCACAUGGAAUGGGCAGAAAUAUGAGCUGGACAGGAAGUGGGUAAGCACAGCAAUCACGCAAAAGCCACUGUAGAAAACCAGAAGACAAGAUACAAUGUGAUCUUUCGUUAAUUAUCCGAAGCGUUUAUUAAUUUGAUAUCUUUACACAUUUUGCUGAAUUAUCGGUGUAAAUACAAUAUAAAUCUUUUUAUUAUUAA